GUUUUUAUUUGUUUUCACUGCCUUAACUUGAAGUGUAGUGGAAUACGAGUAGUCGAUAUGAAAAAACUUAUAAAUUACACUCGCCACAAACGCUCACCUUUGCGUUAGAUUAGACGUUACAAAAGUCCUUCACCAUCUGGCAGCGCCGCGAACAGAUGUCAACAGUGUCCGACGGGGCAAAGGGAGAAGCAGGGAUAAUGUCGAGCGAUGAACUGUAUCGCAUCAAAUACUCUAGCUCGCGCUAUCAGCGCCACCAGAGCGACGAGAAGGUGCCUUUGAAUGCCAGUUCCUUGCAGUGGCAGCGCCAACAAUACGGAUACGAUUCGUCCUUGGAUGAGGUGGUGCGUCGGCGGCUCCAGGCCUCCCCAGCCUACAUAGAUCGUCUGGAACAGGAGGCGGUUCUGGCUGGUCAUGAUGGCUGCGUCAAUUGCUUGGAGUGGAGCAGUGACGGUCUGUUGCUGGCCUCGGGCUCAGAUGAUUUCAGAGUUAUGAUCUGGAACCCUUUCCGCAAGCAGCGCGUUCAUGUGAUAAAUACCAAGCAUCUGGGGAACAUGUUUUCGGUGAAGUUUCUACCCAGGCACAACAACAGCAUUUUGGCUACGUGUGCGGCAGAUAAAUUCAUUUACGUCUAUGACAUCAAUCACGCCAAUGAGACGCUGUUCUCCUGUAACUGUCAUACGAUGAGAGCGAAGCGACUGGCUACAGCACAGGAUUCACCGCACAUAUUUUGGUCUGCGGGCGAGGAUGGUUGCAUCCUACAACUGGACAUGCGGGAGCCACAUCGCUGCCGUCCCGAAGAAGGCACUGGCGUGCGGCUGCUUAGCUUGAGCAAUCAGGUUGAGGCGACCACAGAGGCAAAAUGCUUGGCCAUAAAUCCUAGACGAACGGAGUAUUUGGCUGUGGGAACCAACGAUCCCUUUGCCCGCAUCUAUGAUCGUCGCAAGUUGCCCACUAGUGGUGCUAAUGAAUCCGUUGGGUGCGUUUCGUACUAUGCGCCUGGACAGAUUGUAAAGGACACCACCAGGAACAUUGUCCACGAGUCGAGGGCCAUAACAUAUCUCACUUUCAAUGCAAAUGGCACGGAAUUGCUCGUCAACAUGGGCUGUGAACACAUCUAUCGCUAUGAUCUAAACAACGCCGAGCCUCCUGUUUUCUACGAACUGCCUGCCUACUCUGCCCACGCCACACACGAAGAGGAAGAGUUCAAGACACCUCACAAAAGCCGCUCCUUACCUUCCAGCAUUGAAUUGCAUAAGAAACAGGGCAAUGAACAUCUGGAAAAUGGAAAACUAGUGGCUGCUAUUGAGGCCUAUUCAACUGCAUUGGCCAAGUAUCCACGGGGAGAAGUUCUGUAUCUGAACAGGGCUACGGCACUGAUGCGGCGUGGAUGGUUUGGUGACAUUUAUGCAGCUCUACGGGAUUGUCAUGAGGCUCUUCGCCUAGAUCCCACCUAUGUCAAGGCUCAUUUUCGGCUGGCGCGGGCCCUGCUGGAGCUUCGUCGUCCCCAUGAUGCGGAUAAAUGCCUUCAAGCGCUCAUUCAGCGAUUCCCCAGUUUCGCCAACAACCAUGGUGUCCUCAUGCUGCACAAGGACAUCAAGGAAAAUCGACGACAAUCCGAGAACACUGAUGCCCCAAGUCCAGAACCAGUACUAGUGAACGAUGGCUCGCGGUAUCUACGCCUGACCGACGAGGAAUACAAUCUACGAUGCGCUGCCAAGGAUUACAAACAUCGCUAUGUGGGUCAUUGCAAUAUCACUACGGACAUUAAGGAGGCCACUUAUCUGGGCAUCCAUGGCGAAUUCAUUGCCGCCGGCUCUGAUGAUGGAAAUUUCUAUAUUUGGGAGGGGGAAACGGGAAAAAUUCGAGCCGCCUAUCGUGCCGACAGUGCCAUUGUGAACUGCGUGCAGCCGCAUCCCACUAUCUGCAUGUUGGCCACCAGCGGCAUUGAUCACGACGUCAAGAUCUGGUCACCGUGUGCACCUAGCUCCGCUGAGCGGCCUAAUCUCAUUCGGGAUGUUACGCGCACGGUUGAAGAUAAUCAGCAAAAGAUGCGAACCGAUCCAUUUGAACUGAAUACACGUAAUGCGUAUUGUUUCAAUAACUGAGAAGAACUGUAGCGUAAUGUGAAACUAGAUCAAAUCCCGCAAUCAAUGCAUUGUAAUUCUAAUGCAUUGGCCUGCGAAUAUGAUCCAGCAAUAUAUCAAAUAAUAGUGUAAUUUAUUAUAAGGGAACAUAUUUUUGUUAAUGUGUAAACGAAAUAUGAUAUAUAUGAUAUACAGAGUAGAGUACACGACGGCCCUAAUGAAAAAUGACAAUUAUGUUAUGAAAAAUCAAAUCAAAUAAAAACAAAGAAAUUUUUCUCAAAUGUCUUGUGUUUUAUAUUCUUCCACAACCGCGUCCACGAAUUGACUGGGAUAAAGUAUCGAGGGUAAGCACAAGUAUUCGUAUUUUUUUUUGGAAUUAUUCUGUUUAUUUACCGUAGUUAUUUAAAUCUAUGCUCACAUGUAUACAUAUACAUACUCGUACAUAUAAAUAUUUUACUUUAUGUAAUAAUAUUCAAGUAUAGUUCUUUCUCCGCAUCGUUCCUUUCCUUUUCUGUUUAAACUUAGUUGAAUCUUCCUUGUUUUGCCUUCGGUUUUUAGUUAAAAUAUAUAUGUGGGUGUCUUGUGUUUUUCAAAAGUUUUGAGAAUACAUCGUAAUCAUAUUGUAAAGGUCGCCACAACAAAAAAUUAAAGUACAAUUUUGCAUUUUUUUGUUUUUAUUCAUUAACUAUAGAUGAAGGAUGUUUUUUAUGGUGUUGAAGUUGUUGGGUCUGUGUGUGUGUGUGCGUGUGAUUGAGUUUUGUGUAUAGGGGCU
Drosophila pseudoobscura is the source of this 2856-nucleotide messenger RNA. It is a transcript of the gene adp, whose product is annotated as WD and tetratricopeptide repeats 1. The coding region runs from base 156 to 2105 and encodes 649 amino acids. The transcript has 4 exons. Gene Ontology annotation, biological process: negative regulation of fatty acid biosynthetic process. Gene Ontology annotation, cellular component: cytoplasm; Cul4-RING E3 ubiquitin ligase complex. The record is from RefSeq and is a predicted model, not a curated record. Lineage: Eukaryota; Metazoa; Arthropoda; Insecta; Diptera; Drosophilidae. Gene Ontology annotation, molecular function: protein binding.